AUGUCCUCCGCCGAACGCUACAAACUAAUCUUCUUCGCCCCUCCAACCUCUCUGCCCGCCUGCAAAUCCGCCAUCUUCGCCGCCGGCGCAGGAAAAUACCCCGGUCCAGGCGGUUAUACCGAAGCCUGCUUCACCACUCCCGGUGUAGCGCAGUUCCGACCUGGGGAGGCUGCGAAGCCGCAUAUAGGGGAGAGGGGCAAGCUCGAAGAGGUUGGGGAGGUAAGAUGUGAGACCAUAGUGACUGGAGGCAAGGAGACGGUGAAGGGUGUUGUGGAGGCGUUGAAGAAGGCACAUCCGUACGAGGAGGUUGCGUACGAGGUUUAUCGGAUGGAGGAAUUUUGA
Messenger RNA from Lecanosticta acicola, 342 nucleotides. Lineage: Eukaryota; Fungi; Ascomycota; Dothideomycetes; Mycosphaerellales; Mycosphaerellaceae. The record is from the annotation of a GenBank genome assembly.